UGUGAAACACACCGUUAAUUAUCGAAACAAAUUAUAUUUGUAUAGUUUGUUGCUAGACUUCUUUUGUUUCCCGAAAUCCACGGGUCUCACUGUGCGGUAGGUCAUGGCGGGUAGGAACAACAUUUCCCUUGUUCCUCUAUGUUGCCACGUGUCCACCCGGGUGCGUCUUCAUUACGCCGAUUCUGUUGCAAAACGUUUCUUAAACGGAAGGGAACGGGACUGGACAUACCCGAAUGUGUCCAGUAAAAACACUCGUUUUAGCUGUAAAACUGUUUACAACAGUUUGGACUAAUUAUUACACCCCUGCUAGACAGCUCACUAGUCAUUAGCCAGCGUCAAGCUAAAGCUUUGCCAAUGUAACAAGAAAAUGGACACGGAAUGUCAGUAACCAAAGGCAUAUUGUGACAUUUCGAGGAAAAAUAUGACAAGAAUAUCAGUUGGACAUCGAAAUCCGACUGCAAAGGAGAGAGCCAGGAAGAAUGGAGAAGUUCGAUUGUAGAAUCACGACAACAACAUUCUCUUGUUUCACGAGUAGCUAACUUCUGUGCAAUCUUGAAGCUGUUGUCAUUUGCAACUUGCAAAUGAUGUAUUCAUCAAGAAGAAAACCAGUCCUCUAUUUCAAAGAAGACAGAAGAAAUGAAACACCAAAAGCACCUCGUCCAGAAGAGCGUAAUCAAUUAUGUUCUGAGAAAUGCACAGUCUACAAACUAUUUGGUCUGUGUGUGGUGCUGGUACUGGUCUCCCUCCUAUGGCUCCAACUCAGCUGUACAGGAGACAUGAGCCGGGUUGUAGUGGAUGACAGACACCUCCUCCAUCAGCCCUGUCUGCUGGAGAGACAGGCAUCCGCUGCGGACGACCCUUCCUGGGGUCCUCACAAGCUGGCUCUCCUGAUACCUUUCAGGGAGAGGUUUGAGGAGCUGCUGGUGUUUGUCCCCUUCAUGCACACCUUCUUGAACAACAAGAAAAUACUGCAUAAGAUCUUUGUAAUCAACCAGAUGGAUCACUAUCGGUUCAACAGAGCCUCUCUCAUUAACGUUGGUUACACGGAGAGUGGUAACGACACUGAUUACAUCGCCAUGCAUGAUGUGGACUUGUUACCUCUGAAUGAAGCUCUGGACUAUGGUUUCCCAGAGGAGGGCCCGUUCCACGUGGCCUCACCAGAGCUGCACCCCCUGUAUCACUACAAGGCAUAUGUGGGAGGAAUCCUGCUGCUCACCAAACAGCAUUAUCACAUGUGCAACGGCAUGUCCAACCGGUUCUGGGGAUGGGGGAGAGAAGAUGAUGAAUUCUACAGGAGACUAAGAACUGCUGGAUUACAGCUCUUCAGGCCCAGUGGGAUAAAAACAGGGUAUAAAACCUUUCGCCACAUCCAUGACCCUGCCUGGAGGAAGAGAGACCAGAAGAGAGUGGCUGCACAGAAACAGGAACAAUUCAAGGUUGACCCUGAGGGCGGGUUGACUAACUUGCAGUACAAGCUGGAGUCGAGACAGGAGCUGACUAUUAGUGGAGCCCCUGUCACUGUCCUCAACACCAAACUGGAGUGUGACACAGACAAGACUCCCUGGUGUCUGUUGAACUAAGAUGGCCCCCAUGAUAGACCUAUGCUGCCUCUCAUCUGGGUUAUAUUCAUUAUCUACCAAAUGGAAUAAAACAGGGAGGGACUACCUGAGCUUCUCCAAUGAGAAACACUUGUUUUUGUGUGCCCUAUUGAAUAUGACCCCGGUGCUACAGAGGGGUGCUGUUAACCCCUGCAUGCUGUGCUACUUCGGGACAGUUUCUGGUCCUGAGGACAUGGCUAAAACAAACAACCGCACCAGGAGACAUGGGUACCAUAUUCUGUCCGGUCCAGAGAAGAGCCUUUGACCUUUGAACCCAGAAACGCCUUCCCUCAUCGGAGAGAUGGAAUGUAUUUAUAAACUAGCUAAAUUAUGUUGUCCUUUAGAACUGCGGUGUAGUCAUCUGACUUGCUUUCAGAACUGUGAGUGACUGGAUCUCAAGCAGGCCUAACUUCAGGGUCUUUUAAACUACAGACACUUUGCCAAUAUUGACGACACACGAAAGGAAAGGUGUACUGAAAUCGUAAGCAAAGGCCUUUGUGUCUGUUUAUCCAGGUGACCGACCAGGACCAACCCUGCUUAGCUUCAGAGGCCAACCAGCAGUGGGAUGUUGGGUGGUCUGGCUCCUGGGUGUGGUACUAGUGGACCAUUGCCUGUCCUUCAGUUGAAGUCUGCUAUACUGUCUGGAUUAAUGUCUUAUCAUCAGAGUUAGUUUGCUAUGAAAGGGUUUUCUUUCUGACAUUGUAGUGCACCGGGAUUGGCAUGCCACCUCCAUGGUACAUAGCGCUGUAUUCUCAUCCGGUAUCCAUUGUGACCCAUCAUGUACUCAACUAGUAGUGAGUUGAGUAUCAGAGUGCCCUUUUGGGUUUGUUGUUGAUGGUAAAAUCAGCUUUUAAGGUUUACAGUUUGGCCAUAUACCAUACUGCUGUAAUGUCAAGCAUAUGUCACAACAGUUUGGCCAUAUUCCAUACUGCUGUAAUGUCAAGCGUACAGUUGAAGUCGGAAGUUUACAUACACCUUAGCCAAAUACAUCUAAACUCAGUUUUUCACAAUUCCUGACAUUCAAUC
This is a messenger RNA of Oncorhynchus kisutch (coho salmon), 2624 nucleotides long. Its product is annotated as beta-1,4-galactosyltransferase 7-like. Gene Ontology annotation, molecular function: xylosylprotein 4-beta-galactosyltransferase activity. The transcript is spliced from 7 exons. The record is from RefSeq and is a predicted model, not a curated record. Gene Ontology annotation, biological process: carbohydrate metabolic process; proteoglycan biosynthetic process. Gene Ontology annotation, cellular component: Golgi apparatus. The coding region runs from base 582 to 1580 and encodes 332 amino acids. NCBI's taxonomy places the organism in Eukaryota, Metazoa, Chordata, Actinopteri, Salmoniformes, Salmonidae.